Molecule: messenger RNA, 984 nt
Organism: Alosa sapidissima (American shad)
Lineage: Eukaryota; Metazoa; Chordata; Actinopteri; Clupeiformes; Clupeidae
Exons: 4
Coding region: 48-467 (139 amino acids)
Biological process (GO): signal transduction
Molecular function (GO): protein binding
Source: RefSeq, a predicted model, not a curated record
UCUGUCCCUGAAAAUAGCAUAUUGAGCUGUAUGUAAAUGAUGUGAAAAUGCCACAAAAAGCACAAGAGGAUGCUGUUACUAAUAUGAAAACAGUACAACACAUUUCCAAGCAGCUGGGAUUUGAAUGGACUGUUGUAGCCUAUGAGUUGGGUUUUACUCGAGAGGAGGUAAGGGAGUUCCAUGUGAAGGUGCAGCAGAAAGGAGCCCAAGCAAAAACCAUGCUGGAGUGCUGGUACAAGAGAUCCUGGGACAAGAGCAAUAAAACAAAGUUACUGCAAGAUGGACUAGAGCGGGCUGGCCGUCGUGACCUGGCUGAGCAUCUGCGCUGCCUUCACUGGGGACAUCAGAAACUAAGCCACAAAGUGGAGCUUCCUUCUGCAUUUCCUUAUAUCAUUACUGUCCAUAAGACCAUAAAGAACAAAGAGGGUUUGCGUCGAAUUAAUGAUCUCAACCAGAGUUACAGUUAACUUUGAAUAUAUCAAUUUAUGAGGGUUUUCUGCUGGUUUUAAUGACUGAAAUUUAAGAAGAUAUUGUUAAAGAUGCUGUAAGUGAUCUUAGGAUUUCUCUUCGCGUUAGUAUGUGAUUUGGGUCAUUUUAUGAAACAGGUGCCUUUUCCCACUAUAACAUUUUCAUCAAAAGUAAACUUCUUUUCAUUUUAUCCACAGCAUUAAAGACUUAGUCACCCUCCAAAAAAUCUUAUUUGCCCACCUCAGGCAUUUUUUUCCCUCCAUUGAAAUGUAAUGGAUUGAAAUAAAAUACAUAUGACAGGGUGGUAAAUUUCAUGAUAAAAUGGCUUUAGCUAUCCAAUAACGGUCAAGAUAUUGACUUAACAUACAUGCCUUCAAUUAGAAAUGUAAUUUGCUUAGCAUUGAUGGUGUUAAAACUGUAAUUAAAACUGUUAUUCCUGUCAAAUUUGCAUGAAGGGGUGAAGGGGUGGUUGGAUUAAGCUAGAUGGACCCCCUCAUAGUAAUGAAAAAGCAACAA